AUGUCUCUCGUCAACCUUUCCGCCGUCUGCGCCCACCUGAACAAUGCCACCAAGGCCCGUCUCGCUCUCACCUCUAUCCCUAACAGCAACCUCCACCUGAAGCUCUCUCUCGCCCUCCAAAACUCCGGCUACAUCUCCUCCGUGGCCCGCGGAGGCCCGACUCUCCUCCGGCUCAUAGCAUUCUCGGUUACCCUGCAGCGGCUGUGGCUGGGCCUGAAGUACUGGCAGAACGAGUCCGUCCUGGGCAAGAUCAAGAUGGUCAGCAAGCCCACCCGACGGGUCAACAUUGAUGUGGAGGGACUGCGCCGAGUUGUGCGUGGUGAGGAAUCCGGGUUUGUGGCCGGAAUUCGCUCGCCGGGUGAGAGUCUGUACCUCUCUACAGACCGCGGGAUUCUAGAGGCUCGCGAGUGUGUUGAGAAAAAGCUUGGUGGGCUGGUCUUGUGCCGCGUGCUAUAA
This is a messenger RNA of Penicillium mononematosum, 456 nucleotides long. Its product is annotated as mitochondrial 37S ribosomal uS8m domain-containing protein. Bases 1 to 456 code for a protein of 151 amino acids. The transcript is spliced from 2 exons. Gene Ontology annotation, cellular component: ribosome; mitochondrion. Gene Ontology annotation, molecular function: structural constituent of ribosome. Lineage: Eukaryota; Fungi; Ascomycota; Eurotiomycetes; Eurotiales; Aspergillaceae. The record is from RefSeq and is a predicted model, not a curated record. Gene Ontology annotation, biological process: translation.